Molecule: messenger RNA, 477 nt
Organism: Schizophyllum commune H4-8
Lineage: Eukaryota; Fungi; Basidiomycota; Agaricomycetes; Agaricales; Schizophyllaceae
Exons: 3
Coding region: 1-477 (158 amino acids)
Source: RefSeq, a predicted model, not a curated record
AUGCCCUCCUGGAUCCGGAACCCAGAUUACUUCGUCUACCGCGACCACAGGCGCAUCGUCGCCGUCUGUCCCUACCCCACGACCCGCGGUCAGGUCUCCAUCACCGAUGCCGGCGGCCUCCUCUACUGCGUCCUCCCCGAGGAGGAGCUCGUGCAGCUCUUCGUCGACGUGCGCUACUUCGCGAACAGGCUGGCGGAGGUGACACACGUGCGCCGCGUCGGGAUGGCCUCCGACGGUCGCGUAAUUCACCUGAUCCCGAUGCACGGGCUGGGCGAGGACUGGAAACCCAUCCUGCACAAAGAGACGGUGUUCUACCCGACCUGGCCAGGAUCCUCGCCGCCUCUGGACUUAAACAACCAUUCGACAACACCUUUCACGGCGACGCGAGCGAUACGAACCUCUUUGCGCGCAUCUGCACUCGGUCAUGGUGGUCCUGAAGAAGGCCUUCACUACGGAGACGGUCGGCGUGUUUUUUGA